This is a messenger RNA of Erigeron canadensis, 2469 nucleotides long. RefSeq lists its product as uncharacterized. Bases 86 to 1312 code for a protein of 408 amino acids. The record is from RefSeq and is a predicted model, not a curated record. The transcript is spliced from 2 exons. Lineage: Eukaryota; Viridiplantae; Streptophyta; Magnoliopsida; Asterales; Asteraceae.
CACCACCAAAAAGAUCACCAAGAAAAUGGGAACCCAAACCCACCAGCAUCCAUAAUCACCAAAACCCCAUCGCCAGUUCGCCACCAUGCCCCACCAACCGCCGCCGCCGCUACUCCACCGCCAAAACACCACCACCCAAAUCCUCCACCACACCACCACCACCAUCUUCUCCACGCGCCACCACCUCUUGGUCUUCCUCUUCGUUUCGCAGCUUGUAUUUUCUUUUCACAUUCAAGUUGAAACCAUCCUACAAUUCCUCACUGAAUACAUCGAUAAUAAUCCUUCAAUUAAAACCCAUUUUCAUCAAUUCAAAACCCCACCAAAACCCAUCAAUCAUUAUCAUCCCGACCCAUUUCCCUCUUUCUUUGAUGACCCACUAAAAUGGGCAUUUCACAGAGUCUCAAAUGACCCACAACCCAAACCCGAAUUAAAUGCCACCAUUUUGGCCCUUUCCAGCUUUGUUUCAGAAAAUGGGCCUAGGGUUUCUGAAUAUAUACAUUCUGUUACUGCUUUGUCUUUCAGAGUUACUGAGGAUAAAAACACUGUGAGUAAAAAAAAUCAAGAUUUUUUUACUAUAUGGUUAAUUGUUACUGUUUUCUUGGCUUCAUAUGGGGUAGCAGUUUUUGGGUUUCUUGUUACACAUUCUAUGGUUAAUGGGAUUAUAUUUGUGAUGAUAAUGAUUCACUUCUUGAAGAAAAAAUGGCCAUUAGGAAAGAUAUUUAGGGAUGGGUUGGAUCUUGGUAUGGAUAGAUUGUGUUGGUUGUAUGCAUUGAGAUUGGUAUUAAUGACUGGAUUAACUCAACUUUUGGGUCUUUGUUUUUUUGGAAAUUUUUACGACCCAUAUACGCAUUUCAAGAUUUUUGUUAGGUUGAAGUUUAUGCCGAUUACCAGCGUUAGAUAUUGGGUAGAAGGGUUAGAAAGGGAUAGUUAUGGUUUUCUGUUUACUUGGCUUAUGUUGGACAUGUAUAUGUCUUUAUAUUUUUCUGUUGAUGCUUGUGUGGCUAUUGCGGAUUCAAAAAAGAACGGCUUGGAAGUUAUUAAAGAAGGGUAUCGUUUGAUGUCAUUGAUGGAUAAUCCUGCUACUAAUCUCAAUUUGUUACAAAAUUUUGUCUGCGGGUUAUAUGUUAGAAGCAUACUUGCAGACGUUUUUGGACCCGUAUUUGCUGUUGUCAUUCAAUCUUGUAUGGAGGCGUAUUUUUUGGUGGCGUGGAUGAUGUAUUACUUGUGUGUCAAGUCAAUGGAUGCUAAUUCUAGAGGAGUGCCUUUUGGUCAAAGAGAGCUUGAAGCCAUGCUAGUUGAUGGUGGACAGUGAAAUCCACUCAAAAUUCAAAGGCAGAAAGUGGAUUGUCGAUCAUUUGCACAUUGAACCACACUGAGGAAAAUGUCCUCAUGGCAUGGGAUAUAGAGUCUUGAAUCAGCAGCGAAAUCAUAUUCUUCUUGAGCUUGAUCUAGUAAGGCAUUGAACAAAGGGUUCUUUAGUAGUUUCACAUUGAUUACAAACCUGCUUUGGUUUUCACCUACAUAAACUACCAAAUGACCCUUUGGGACAUCCCUUGGUAUGCAGUCUUCUUCACCGUCUUCAUGAUUGGAUGACGAUAUCCAGCAGAAUCCCCAUGUUUCACAUCUUAACCACGGUACAAUUCCAUUCGUAUGUCUCUUUUUCUUCAACCAUGCUUUCACAAUCUUCACGUGCAUCAUCUUUAUAUGUAUAUGAGCUUCUGGGGGGGUGGGUGAGAGAGAGAGAGAAAGAUGGAGAUUGUGUUGAUGGCAAGGAACUAGGAGGGAUUUAUAUAGUGUAUUAAUUAAAGAGCCUGUAUAUAAUAUAUCAAUAUACAUACAUAUAUUUAUAUGUGUGUGUGUGUGUGUGAAUUUUCUUUAAAGGGGCUUUUCUAAAUCGUGUUGAAUCGAAAUUAUAAAUUUGUACGAUAGGGUACAAUAAUGUACGAACAUGUAUAUUGCAUGAUUAAAAGUAGUUCUAUAGUGUAACGGAAUGAACACGCACCUUACGUUAAAGGCAUGUGUGUUACUUUCCUAAAAUAACACUUAAACAACGGGGAUCUAUCUUUCGCCUAUGUGUUUGAAGAAAUUUUAUUUUAUUUUCUGUUAUUUUUGUCGAUGAAGCAUCUGCUCGAUAUCAACUAAUAAACUGUAUGUGUCACAUGAGAAUUUGGUAUUGUAAGUCAAGGCAGCACAACUUAUUAUGACAUCAACAUGGAGUGAUUGAGAGUAAAAGAGAUUUGAGAAAACGAUUGUGCUUAGGUGAGUUUGAAAGUGUUUGAGCACUUUGGUUAGGGGUAUUGAUCACCUCCACAUUUGUUAUUGUUAAUCAUGUCUGUUGUUCGACUAGAAAAUGUCCCAUUUCACCAAAGAUGAUGGUGCUUUUUGUUUCCCUUGUAUUAUAUGGUUUUGAUGUGUAUUAAAUUACAAUCAUGUUAGCUAUAUAUACAACAAUUGUAAACUUUUGAUGAA